UUUACAACAUAUAAGAGAAACAGAAUUGGGGCUUUGGUUGGAAAAACCCUAUCAAGUGGUACUGUUGGGAGUUGGGACUUUGCGGCAGAGCGGAGAGAGAUGUCUACAUCGGCGGCGGCGGAGACUGGGUUCCUGAGGAUAGAAGAGAUAGAAGGGAGAGGGAGGGGUCUGGUGGCUUCGCAGCCACUGAAGGCCGGCCAAAUUGUCCUCAGAGAUUCCCCUAUCCUCCUCUACUCUGCUUUUCCUUUGAUCAACCCUUCUUCUUCCUCUCGCCCCUCCACUUCCAAUACCUACUGUGCCAGGUGCUUCAGAACCUUAUCAUCUUCUUCGCCCUCGGUGGUUUCUUGCCCCUCUUGCUCCCACUUUCAUGUCUUCUGUAGCCAAAACUGCCUGUCCGCUGCACUCACUUCAUCCCACACUCCAUGGGUAUGCCAAGCCCUUUCUCGUCUCCGAGAUUGUUCUUCUCUCCUGCUUGAACAACCCAUGGAACUCCAGCUGCAGGCCCUUUUCCUGGUGGCCGCCUACAAUCUUUCCCUUGUCUCUCUUUCCCAAUUCCAGAUUUUGCUUUCUCUUGAGGGCACCCCUGGCGCCACUGACUCCGCCGCUGCUCAUUUCCUGCAUUCUCUCAUCUCCUCCCUCUUGCCGUCGCCUCCGCUUGAGGGUUUCUCGGUGGAACUCACGGCCGCAUUGUUGGCCAAGGACAAGCUUAAUGCCUUUGGGCUUAUGGAGCCUUUUUCCUCCAAUGACGGUGGCCAACGUUCUGUCCGAGCUUACGGUAUCUACCCGAAUGCCUCCUUCUUCAACCACGACUGCCUUCCCAAUGCCUGUCGUUUUGACUACGUCGACACCUCCCCCAAGCACCACAACAACACCGACAUUAUCGUUCGGAUGAUUCACGAUGUUCCGCAAGGUAGGGAGAUAUGCUUAAGCUAUUUUCCAGUCAACGAGAAUUAUGCCAGCAGACAGAGGAGGUUGAUGGAGGACUAUGGCUUCACUUGUCAUUGUGACCGCUGCAAGGUCGAAGUCAAUUGGUCUGAUGAUGAUAAUGAUGAUCUUGCCGAGGAGGAGGAGGAGAUAGACGAAGUGAUGGAUGAGGACCACCAUGACCAAGUCAUGGAAUCCUCCCUGGGGAAAGGAGAUGCCGACUUCCCCCACGCGUAUUUCUUUGUCAGAUACAUGUGUGAUAGAGAAAACUGCUGGGGCACGCUGGCUCCUUUGCCCCCUAAGGACGAGGCUACUCCCUCUGAUGUUAUGGAAUGUAAUGUAUGUGGCAAUCUCAAUAAUGACCAAGUGACUGAUGCAAAUGGAGGAGAAGACCAGCUUUCCAUGGAUGAUUGAGCUCUCUUCCUUCCUGCCUCUGAACUCGGUUAUAGUUUUUAUCUUCAGCUUGAUCUUCAGUUGCUUCAGUUACGGAUGCUGCUUCGCUACUUCAGUUACUGAUGCUCCAAUAUGCCCCCGCAAUCGAAAGGGCAGUUCUUGAACUUGAAGAUUGUUACGCAAUAGAGUAAACCGAGCCGCAUGCAAUGCUUUGGUAAGUAGAUCAACCAGCUGAUUUUUUAUUGACAAAAAUGAAACCUCAAGUUUCUUUUGAAGUACUUGAUCACACACAUGGUGAAAAUCAAUUUCAAUAUGUUUAGUCCUAGCAUGAAACACUGGAUUGGAAGAGAGAUAUGUGGCACUAAUAUUAUCACACCAUAGUUUUGAACAAGUCGGUAAACUAAAAUGCAAAUCAUGAAGUGCGGAUUGAA
Messenger RNA from Juglans microcarpa x Juglans regia, 1748 nucleotides. RefSeq names its product histone-lysine N-methyltransferase ASHR2. The transcript is spliced from 2 exons. The coding region runs from base 100 to 1338 and encodes 412 amino acids. The record is from RefSeq and is a predicted model, not a curated record. Gene Ontology annotation, molecular function: protein binding. NCBI's taxonomy places the organism in Eukaryota, Viridiplantae, Streptophyta, Magnoliopsida, Fagales, Juglandaceae.